This is a messenger RNA of Penicillium argentinense, 918 nucleotides long. It is a transcript of the gene pxr1, whose product is annotated as telomerase inhibitor/ribosome biogenesis protein PXR1. The record is from RefSeq and is a predicted model, not a curated record. The coding region runs from base 1 to 918 and encodes 305 amino acids. Gene Ontology annotation, molecular function: nucleic acid binding. Lineage: Eukaryota; Fungi; Ascomycota; Eurotiomycetes; Eurotiales; Aspergillaceae. The transcript has 3 exons.
AUGGGUUUAGCGGCACCGAAAAAGAGAACCAAGAUCUCCCAUGAUCCCAACAAUACGCAAUGGGCGCGAUCCACGUCGGGCUUCGGCCACCGCAUUAUGAGCGCUCAGGGCUGGGCCCCGGGCAAUCGAUUGGGAGCCAAAGAUGCGGCGCAUGCCGAUCUUUUGACCUCGGCGAGCACCUCUCAUAUUAAGGUCACGAUCAAAGACGACACGCUGGGGUUGGGCGCUCGCGGGGGCCGAGACGCACUGGGUGAACCCACUGGCCUGGAUGCCUUCAAGGGACUUUUAGGUCGUCUGAACGGAAAGUCCGACGGGGAAUUAAAACAGGAUCAGCGGAAACGGGACGAUGUCAAGCUAGCCCGAUACGUUGCCCUGAAAUUUCCCCAAGUUCGUUUCGUUCACGGCGGGAUGCUAGCCCAAGAGAAGCUGCAAGCCUUGCCGGCAUCUGAACCCAAGAAAGCGCCAAAGAAGAACGAGUCAGACACGAACGAGCAGGAGUCAGGCGAAGAUAUUGAUCCUUCCAGCGACUCCAAAUCCAAGUCCAAAUCUAAAUCCAAAUCCAAGUCAAACUUGAAGUCCAAGUCCAAGUCCUCGAAGAAAGACCGCUCUCGAUCGGACGAUGUCGACAGUUCGUCCUCGGUCUCCGAGGCCAAGAAGAAGAAAAAGUCUAAGAAGAGAAAGGCGGAUACCGAUGGAGAUGAGACUACCAGCGGAGAAACCGAACCAACUCCCAAGAAAGAGUCCAAGAGCAGUACUCAAGAAGUUGAUGUUGCGAACCCACCAACAACAUCACGAGAGCGGCGACCCAUCGGACGACAGGUUUUCCGGAGCCGACAUAUUGCUCAGAAAAAGAGAGCCCUCAUGGACGAAAAGUCACUCAAUGAGACAUUCACCAGCGGAAUGGCGUUCAGAGCUUGA